GCAGGCUUCUCCUGAUGCUCCCUGUCUCUCCUAGGCUGCCGCUCCCUGUGCACUCAGCAUGAUCCCAGGGCAGGGCCCCGUGCUGCAGGCGGUGCUGGGGACCCUCCUCACCUGGGGGCUGACAGCUGCUGGCUCAGCAUUGGUGUUCAUCUUCUCCAGCGGGCAGAGGCGGAUCCUGGAUGGGAGCCUGGGCUUUGCUGCAGGGGUCAUGCUGGCUGCCUCCUACUGGUCCCUCCUGGCCCCGGCUAUUGAGAUGGCCGAGCACUCUGGCAGCUUUGGAGCCUUCGCUUUCGUCCCCGUGGCCGUGGGCUUUGCUCUGGGAGCAGCUUUUGUUUUCUUUGCUGACCUGCUCAUCCCGGUGCUGGGUUUCAGCGGACCCCCCUCCACCGUGUUUGCCUUGAGCUGCGACCCGCGAGCGGCGAAAGAGAAGUGUGAGCAGGAUCCUGCCUGCUGGCCAGACCAUGAGAGCGAGCUGUCCAUCCGGAUAGGUAGAGCUGGGCACCAUCCAGGCAAGCAUCCUGUCAUAUACCACCCGCAGAGCGUUUGGGAAUGCCCCUCUUAAGCUGGCACCCAGGCUGUAACGUAUGUGAUUGACAUUGGCUUGGUUUUGACACGUGCGUGCAAAGUGCACCUCCUCUUCCCUUUCUGGGUCUGUCUCUGUGCUGGCUUUCAUUCCAAGAAUCAUCAUUUCUGUUUCUACUUCACUUCUCAAAACCACUUGCACGUCUGCCUGUGGCUAUGAAUUAUUGAUAAUUAGAUAUCUAAUUCACCGGGGAAAUGAAAUCAUCAGCUCAGCCUGAGAUAAGUUUACUCUGAGCGUGGGCACAGCCAGCACUGCCCUGCCCUCGGUGCUCAGUGCCAUACGGAGGUUCCUGCUCUGCUGACCCUCGGUGCCCUCCCUAAUUACAGAUGAGAGCCGACGGUCGUGCUGUCACUCCUCAUUUUGGAAGCUAAUAGGAUUUCAGCUGCCAAAGCGAGGAGUGAAGUGUCUCCUUGGCAGCUCUUUCCCUUUGGAGAGCUUUUAAAGAAGGAACUCCCAGUUUGGAGUGGUGGAAGCUCGCCAGGUUUCCAAUGUCCGUGGUGUGUGUGUGUGUGUGGGGACGGGGUGCCAUGCCCUAUGUAAAUCCUCUGUGCAGCACAGCUUGCUGUUCUGCUGCACUUCAGUCUUUCUCUAGGCGAAGAAAACGUAAUUUAGAGAAUUAAUCUUAUUGCCCCUCUGCUUUAUCUUGGUUGGCAAUAGGGUGAAAUGCUGUUAUAGUUGUCAGUAAUUGGGUGCGGGCUGAGAUGAAGAAACGAUCCUUUUUGCAAAGAAUAGCACUAUCCUCGUACACCAGGCUCUGUUAUUUAACAGCAUUGCUUAAUUGCAUGUUUCAUAAAAUGUUUCAAAUCUGUGGAUUCUUCAGGAUUUGAAAUGCCAGCUUGCAUUUCCCCA
Meleagris gallopavo (turkey) is the source of this 1432-nucleotide messenger RNA. Lineage: Eukaryota; Metazoa; Chordata; Aves; Galliformes; Phasianidae. The record is from RefSeq and is a predicted model, not a curated record.